This is a messenger RNA of Rhinichthys klamathensis goyatoka, 1680 nucleotides long. RefSeq names its product neuropeptide FF receptor 1 like 2 (gene npffr1l2). Gene Ontology annotation, molecular function: neuropeptide receptor activity; peptide binding. The record is from RefSeq and is a predicted model, not a curated record. Gene Ontology annotation, biological process: G protein-coupled receptor signaling pathway. Lineage: Eukaryota; Metazoa; Chordata; Actinopteri; Cypriniformes; Leuciscidae. Bases 41 to 1489 code for a protein of 482 amino acids. Gene Ontology annotation, cellular component: membrane. The transcript has 3 exons.
CUUUCUGCAACCAGCAUUGCAAGAAGAACUCUGUGACAGCAUGGAGGAUGAGCUAGCAGAAGUGGAGAUGUUGCAGGAGCUUUCCACACUCAAUUUGAACAGCAGUCUCCUGAAUGCUUACGCAAACCACAGUAAUGUCACCAACCACACUAGUAUCACCUACUACCCAUAUUACCAGCACUCUCUGUCUGUCGCUGCCACCCUGACAACGGCCUACCUCUUCAUCUUCCUGUUGUGCAUGGUGGGAAAUGGCUUGGUAUGUCUGAUUGUGCUGAAGAACCGGCAGAUGAGAACGGUCACGAACCUCUUCAUCCUCAACCUGGCCGUUAGUGACCUUCUGGUGGGCGUCUUCUGUAUCCCAACAACCCUGGUGGAUAACCUCAUUACAGGUUGGCCUUUCACAAACACAGUCUGUAAGAUGAGUGGUCUGGUACAGGGUAUGUCUGUGUCUGCCUCUGUGUUUACACUGGUGGCCAUUGCAGUGGACAGGUUCCGUUGCAUUGUGUACCCUUUCCAACCUAAACUCACCCUACUGGUUGCUAAGGUGACCAUAGUGAUGAUCUGGGUGCUUGCGGUGGUGAUUAUGUGUCCAUCAGCUGUGAUGUUGACUGUGGAGAGAGUGGAGCAUCAUUACAUGGUCCACAAUGAAGACUACAACCACACAUACAAACUUUUCUCAUGCUUUGAGAACUGGGCCAACCCACAGAUGAGAAAAGUCUACACCACCGUCCUGUUUGCACACAUUUACCUUAUCCCCCUCACCUUGAUCACGCUUAUGUAUGGACGUAUCGGGAUCAAACUCUACACCACCUCUGUGAUCUCUGGGAACGAUCAGCACGAAAGCGGACAGUCUCACACCUCCCCUCCGGCUCCUGGAGCGCAGCAGAAAGGCCGGCCCCUCAUUUCCCAAAAGAAGAUCAAAGUGAUCAAGAUGCUGAGCGUCGUGGCUCUGUUAUUCACACUCUCCUGGCUGCCUCUGUGGACCCUGAUGCUCCUCACGGACUACGGAGGUCUGAACGAAGACGACUUGGAGAUGCUUAGCGGCUACGUGUUCCCAUUCGCUCACUGGUUGGCCUUCUCAAACUCUAGCGUCAAUCCCAUCAUCUACGGAUACUACAAUGAGAACUUCAAGAGGAGCUUUCAGGCGGUGUGCAGUACGCAUUCGUGCUGCUGCGAGGGAAUGUCUGUGAAGAGAGGAAUGCAACGGAAAGCAGGAGGAGACGUAAGGGAUCCUGCGGUCAACUCCAAUCCCCUGAAUUUCGGUGCAAGGAACCGGGUCUACAAUGACGGCGAUCUGAAGAACUCGGGGACGUGUCUGGAGUUGGAGCACAGGAGAACUGGCCGGCUUUGUAAUAACUCGGCCUGCUCCAAUGACACAGGAUCCAGUGCGGGAUCUGGGAUAAAAGUGGUCACAAACCAAAAAGUCUUUCAGAUGGAGGAGCCAGAGAGUCCCAUCAGAGGGGGUAAAAACCAAGCCUGGGAUGAAUAGAUGGAUUAUUUAUGCGAUUAAUGGACUCUGGUUGUGGGCAGUUGAGACUCCACAGAUCUUUAAUCUGUGAUCUUUAAAGUGAGAUAUGAAAAGUGAGAUCAUUAGAUCAAGUCAGUACUAAUCUCAUCAGAAAAUGUAUGUGAAAACACUUGAAACACUCAAAGGCUGAAUGAACUUAUUUUUGGACUCAA